UGGCUGGGAUCAUGACCUGAGCCCAAGGCAGGUGCUUAAUGACAGAGCCACCCAGGAGCCACAAAACCCAAGCUCUUGGGACCUCUCUGAGGUCCCACCUAUUCAGUACUCUGCCUCCUGGCCCUCUUGUCCCUUGCCUCCAACCACACCAGCCUCCACAUUCCCUAAUCGUGCCCAACUUGCUCUCACCUUGGGCCCUUUGCCCGUGCUGUGUCCUCCACCCGGGAUGUCCCUCCCCUAGCUCUCCUGUGAUUCUCCUUCUCCUCCUAUGGAACUCAGCCCAUCUACCCCUUCUUUGAUUCCUGCCUAGCCAUUUCACACCCCCAAAUUAUUUGAGUUGUGUGUGUCCCCAGGCCCAGAUAAGGUCCCACUACCAAGUUAGGUGUUCAGAGGCACCCAGCAGGUUCGGUCAGCAGAGCACAUGACUCUGCAUUACGCAGCUGUAAGUUCGAGUCCCACGUUGAGCGUAGAGAUUACUUAAAAGAAAAAUCUUUAAAAAAAGACAAAAAGUGAGGUGUUCAACAAAUACCUUGAGACACAUGUAGGGGACGAAUUUGGGGCCCCCUCUCUGCUCAGAGCUCUAAUUUUCCGUUCAGGACAGGCAGGUAGUAGGAAGCAACAGCCAUGACUGUCAGCGCUGAUCUAGGCCCUGCCCCCCAUGUUGGGUCAGCCUUCUAGAACCCCCUUCCCCCAGGAGCUGAUAGGGAUUGGCUGGAACUUGGCUGUGAGUCACAAAGCCAUUGUGGCACCAGGGCCCCAAGGCUGGCCAUUCGGGCUGGUGGGUUCAGCUUCAGGGGCAGAGUCAGCCAAGGGCAGUGUUGCUGCAUGUUGCAUAGGAUGAAGGGCUGAAUGAAGGCUGCAUCCUCUUGCAAGCUGGCCUCUGAGAUUGUACCUUCUCCUCCUGCUCCUCCUCCAACUCUAUGGCCCUCCAAGAGCUGACUCGCCCAGAAACCAAGACAAUGCAGGAAGCAGCACAGCUACCGUCGUCAACCGAUGGGCAGAACGUCUACCAGCCCCAGUCUGUCUCCAGUCUCCAAGACAAAGCAGGGACACUGAGUCCGCAGCUUCAGCAUGAGCCAGUUGAGUCCAGGGAGACCUUUCUGCAACAGCAUGACAAGGAUGUGACAGUACCUCGUCACAUCCCACGUCUGCGGGCUGUGGUUGAGAGCCAGGCCUUCAAGAAUGUGCUGGUGGAUGAGAUGGACAUGAUGCUGUCCCGGGCGGCCACCCUCAUCCAAGCCAACUGGAGGGGCUACCGGCUCCGGCAGAAGCUGAUCUCCCAGAUGAAGGCAGCAAAGGCCAUCCAGGAGGCCUGGCGACGCUUCAACACCAGGCGACUCCUCCGUUCUGGCAAGACCGUGGAAAAGAAAGUGAGUGUGGAUGAGGGCGACAUCCCUUACCACGCCCCCCAGCAGGUGCGGUUCCAGCCUCCAGGAGAGGUCAAGCCUCCCGUGGCCCAGCCGGUCAUGGUGAGCAAGGAGACCCAGUUCCCUUCCUCCGACAACCUGGACACCUGCACCCACCAGCUGGCCCUGCUCCAGGCCCAGGGUGGUCCCCAGCCUGGCAUGCAGGCACCUGGCUCCACUGGGGGACCCAGCGUCACCUUCCUGCCCCACCAGACCAUUGCCAUCAGACUGCCAUGUCCGGUGAAUCUAGACGCAAAGUGCCACCCGUGCCUGAUGACGAGAACUGUCAGAAAUGCUUGCCUUGUCCAUGUAGAAGGGGACAUGGUGAAGACCAAGCAAGUAACCACCAGAGCCAACAAGGCAGGAGCCCCGGGGCCGCCCCCAUGUGGGAGGUAUGCCCAGGCAGUUCACGGGUCCCUCAAGACCCAGACCCAGGGCCACGUGGAGACAGAGGUCCUCAAAGCCCCACCCCAGACAGGCCCAGCCCUUGUGAUAAAUAAGACCGCGCCCCAGAUGUAUCCGGUGACCACGAUGACCAAGACCCCGCCCCAGCCAUGCGCAGCAGCGCCCAUGGUGACAAUAGCCAAGACCCCACCCCAGGUAUACCCAGCGGCCCGGAUGACCAAAACCUCAACCCAGAUGAACCCAGCGGCUGCCGUGACCAAGACCCCACCCCAGCCGUAUCCUGCUGUUGCGAUGCCCAAAAGCCCACUCCAGUCGUGCCUGGCGGCCAUGAUGAGCAAGACCCUGCCGCCGCCGUGUUCUGCGCCCACAGUAACGAUAACCAAGGCCUCACCCCAUACUUACCCGGUGGCCCCAAUGGCCAAGAGCCCACCCCAGACGUGCCCGGUGGCUCCGAUAGCCAAGGCUUCACCCCAGACAUCCCAGCCAGCCACCAUGAUCAAGACCCCACUUCAGUCUGGCCUGGGGGGCAUGGCGAACAAGACCCCAACCCAGCCAUGCCCAGUAGCCCCGAUGUCCAAGACCCCCACCCAGAUGCGACCCACAGCCUCAAUGACCAAUGCUUCACCCCAGACACGACCAGCAGCCAUGAUGGCCAAGAUCUCACCACAUAUAUGCCUUUUGGCCUCUAUGAUCAAGCCCCAAACCCAGACACGGCCCAUGGCCACCAUGGGUAAGGCUCCACCCCAGACGUGCCCAGUGCCCACCAUGGCCAAGACUCUGGCCCAGAUGCGCCCGGCAGCCCCGAUGACCAAGACCCCACUGCAGACAUGUCCAGCCGCUGCCAUGGCCAAGACUCCAUCUCAGAUGCUCCCGGGGACCUCCGUGACCAAGACCCCUCCCCAGACGCGUCUGGCAGCCAUGGUCACCAAAACCCCAGCCCAAUUUCGCUCCAUGGCCGCCAUCCUCAAGACCCUGUGCCUGCCACCUUCAGCAGCUGGAAAUCUGAAGUCUUCUCCUCCGGCAACUGUGGCAUCUGGGAUUCCCAACGCCUCAUCCCGCACGUGUCUGAACGGACCAAAGGCCAAGGCUAUGGUGAACGCCAAGCAGACCACCGGGAUGGUUCGGGUCUCUUCUCACUCCUACCUGGCUGAGGGAAAGGUCAAAUACUUUAACGCACCACAUCUGGGUGCUGGGACCCCCAAGGCUCCAGCCAGGCCUCCUUUGGAAGCUGAAAGAAUGAAGGCCUUUUCCCAGAAGCAGGUGAAAAUGGAAACAGUGUCCAGUUCCAGUGUGGCCAUCGAAAUGUCCCGGGCAUCCCCCUGGGUGAAAAUGGCCGAGGACAGGAACAAGUCCCUGUUACAGACAUGCCCGAGGGCAGAUGUUGUGAAGGUUCAGUCCCAGGUGUACGUGCCCAUGGAAACGGCCGUGGUCCUGCCCCGGGCACAGCUGGCCCCAUGUCCGACCAAGGUCCCACCCCAGACACAUCUGGAGACCUGUCUGGCCAAAGGGCUGCCCCAGGAGCAGCUGGCCACCUGUACGACCACAGCCUCGUCCCAGGAGCAGCUGCUGGCCGAACUGACAGCAGCUCUGCCCCAGGCACACCCGGGCACGUGUCUGUCCAAGACCCUGUCCCAGGCCCAUCCGCCCACCAAGCUGACCCCAACUCAGGCUCAGGCGCACCCGGGCACGUGUCUGUCCAAGGCCCUGUCCCAGGCCCAUCCGCCCGCCAAGCUAACCAAGACCCCGUCCUUUGCACAUCUGGGCACGUGUCUGACCAAGGUGCAGUCCCGGGCGCAUCUGGCCAGCAGAGUGAUAAAGGUCCAGUCCAAAGCACAUCUGUCCACCGAGCUGACCAAGGCGCAGUCCCAGGCCCAGCUGGUCACAGAAACAGCCAAGUGCCUCUACACAGCCCAGCACUCGGCUGAGCUCAGCGGCAAGACCCAGUCGCAGCCACUCCUGGCCGGGUUCAAGGUCUCCACUCAGCCCUGCAAGCAUACUGGUGCCCUUGGCAAUCUGCCCCGAGCCAAGCCAGAGGACAGACUGACCCAGAUCCAGCCCCACAGCUAUGUGCAGGGCAAAGGCACCCAGGGCCCAAGCCAAGGGCCCUGCGAGACCAAGAGCAUGCUGGUGCCUCUGGCGGCCUCUGCUGGACACCCCACCUGUAACGUUGAAUCCUGGGGUGACAGUGGGGCCACCCGGGCCCAGUCACCGAUGCCUGGCCCAGCCACACCCUGUCCAGAAGAGCUGGCUGCCUCCCAGCUCGCCUCCCUGUGCGCCGAGCUGGCCGCUGAGCUGGGAUCCCAGGAGGACCUCCGCGCCCUAUUGACCAAAGCCCUCUCCCAGGGGCAAGUGAGGGCAGCCCUGAACCAGGCCCUGUCCAAGAAAGCCCUGGGCUCCACGAUGGCCAAGGCCCUGCCCCAGGGCAAGCUGGGAACGGCGCUGAUGAAAGUGCUCUCCUGGGGCGAGCUGGGCCUUGCGUUGUCCCGCACCCUCUCCCCUGGUGAGCUGCGGGCAGAACUCACCAAGGCCAAGCAGGGUAAGCUGGCGGAUGUGCUCAGCAAGGCCCUGACAGAGGAGGAGUGGGCCGCUCUGAGCCAGGCCCUGUGUCAGGGGGAGCUGGGUGCUGUCCUCAGCCAGUCUUUGUCUCAGGCAGCCCUGAGGACUGGCGUCGUCCUCCCCAAGGCCACCUCGAAAACAGCAGGAAGCAGGAUGUCUGUGAUUCCGGCCCCCGUGGAGGUGGACUGCAGGGGGAACCCAGCGGCCGCAUGGGGGUCUGCCGUAGGCCCCGUGAGACCACAGCCCAGCAAGGUCAGGGUUCCCCAGGACGGGGCCUGGGAGGGCUUCUUCACAGGCUGGCCUGCCGGCUUCUUGGAAGAGAUGGGGGAUGGGGCCAUGCUCGGGGGGUCACCCUGCUCGCCGGUGGUCUCUGUGGGUGCCUCCUUGGCCAGUAGAGUGAUCUCUGCCAUUCAUCAGCAUCCCCUGAUCGCUGCCCUGGACCCCAGCAGGGGCGGCGGCUCAGACCUACAUCUGAACCCUGCGGUCAGUGAGGAAAACGUGCGCCUGCCCCCAGGGGCCAGUGAAUUAGCAUCAGAUCUCAACCCCGUGGAGAGUGACACGGGCCCCAGCUUACCUAAGCCACCCCACCUGCAGCCGCCCUCCAGUCUGUGGCAGCCGCUUAUUGCCAAUGGUGUGGGCCCAAGCACCAGCCAGCAGUCGGUGGUGGCUGGGGGCACAGCCCCGAGCUCCCAUAGUCCACAUGCGGUCAGCAGGGUGGCCCCGCGUCCGUGGGUGUCGUCAGGGGAGGGCCGGGCGGCCUCGGGUGUGCGCGUCGGGGCGGCGGGUAGGGGGAGCACUGCACACUCCCACCAGUGCGCCGCUGCCUAUGGGGGAUCUGUUUGUUGGUGUCAGUACCCUGGGGUCAACAAGGUGCCCUCCAGCAUGUACCGAGCUUCAACCAAAGCUCGACGACAGCCAUCUGUGCUCCAAGAGGAGACCAUGCAGAAAACUCAGUCCCCAAAUCACAAACGGGCCUCCGUAGACACUAGGGAGAGGAUCAACAAGGCCACCCCAGGUGCACUGAGGGGUGCCAGUGGGAGCAAAGUGUCCCUAAGCCAACCCCAGACUCCCAAGACCGGUGACACAACCCUGGGUCUCUUGCCUAAUUCCAUGGCUCCUGGUCAUCGCUGGGCACUCAAGACUCAGGCGGAGGCCGGCAUGUUCCCAGCCUCCCCAGGGAGCAGGUCGGCACGCACCCUUUCCCGCACAGCCAUCCCCAGGCAGGAGAGGACUCGAACCCUGGGUACCAAUGCCGGGGUGCGCUGUGCUCCGGAGCAAGGGACUGGCCAUAUACUCAAUGAAGUGGCCAGUUUGGCCCAGAGUCCCGACAAUGACAUGGCUGGAAGCCUCUCCCAGGGCUCCACAGACUAUGGCCCAAAUGUGAGUAAUUCCCAGAGCUCGUUGCCUAGCGGCAGCUCACCCAGCCCCUCCACUAUGUCUGUGGCCAGUCUGACGGCCGGGGACCUGGUGGAGGAGGAGUCCUGGGAGGCCAGCUUCGACACCGUCCUCUCUGGCGAGGCUGUGGGGAGUCCCCAGCGGCCUAGAGGCAGGGAAAAAACCAAGAGAGGAGGCCGGGGACAUAGGUCUCCAAACCCCUACCCCCAGCCCUCUGCAGGCUCAGAGCUGAUACCCAUUCUGCACCAUAGUUCAGUGUCUGGCCGCAUGACCUUGAGUGUCCACUGGGGCUCAGAUGACCAGGAGGAGAGGGAUGAGUCCUCAGGCCAAAGCUCCAUGGGUCUGACCGAAACAUUGCCCCAGAAAUCCUACAGGAUGGGACUGACCAAAAGUUUGUCCUUGGAUAAUGUGGUCCCCACCAUGUAUCAGCAGCCAUCUGCGGCCUCCAGGCUGACCUCAAGCCUAUCCCAGCCACUGGUAGUCAGUAAGGUGGCCCCAAACCCAGGCCAGCCAUCUGUGGUCAGUAAGGUCACCACCAGCCCAUCUGAAUUAUCGAUGGCUAGUAAGGUCAUCCCCAGCCUAACUGAGCCAUCUGUGUGUAAUACAGUGAAUCUCGGCCUGGACCAGAAAUCCUGGACUAGUCAGAUGAACCCCAGCCUCGCCCAGCCAUAUAUGACCGGUGGGGUAGCCACAAACCUAGUCCAGCCAUCUGUGACCGGUGAGGUAGCUCCCAGCCUAGCCCAGCCAUCAGGGACCCAUGGGUUAGCCCCCAACCUAGCCCAGACAUCUAUGACCAAUGCUUUAGCCCCCAGCCUAACCCAGCCACCUGUGACUGGUAGGGUAGCUCCCAGUCUAGCCCAGGCCUCUGUGACCAGUGGGGUGGCUCCCAGCCUAGCAUGGGGAUCUGUGACUGGUGGGGUGGCCCCCAGCCUAGCCCAGGCAUCUAUGACUGAUGGGGUGGCCCCUAGCCUAGCCCGGCCAUCUGUGACCAGUGGGGUAGCCUCCAGCCUAGCCCAGGCAUCUCUGACUGGUGUGGUGGCCCCCAGCCUAGCACGAGCAUCGGUGACCAGUGGGGUGGCCCCCAGUCUAGCACGGGCAUCUGUGACAGGUGGGGUAGCCCCCAGCCUAGUCCAGGCAUCCAUGACCAGUGGGGUGGCCCCUAGCCUAGCCAGGCCAUCUGUGACAGGUGGAGUGGCCCCCAGCCUAGCCCAGGCAUCCAUGACCAGUGGGGUGGCCCCCAGCCUAGCCCGGCCAUCUGUGACAGGUGGGGUGGCCCCCAGCCUACCCCAGGCAUCUAUGACUGGUGUGGUGGCCCCUAGUUUAGCCCGGCUAUCUGUGACCAGUGGGGUGGCCCCCAACCUAGCACGGGCAUCUAUGACCAGUGGGGUGGCCUCCAACCUGGCCCAGGCAUCUGUGACCGGUGGGGUGGCCCCUAGCCUAGCCCGGCUAUCUGUGACCAGUGGGGUGGCCCCCAGCCUAGCCCAGCCACCUGUGACCAGUGUGGUGGCCCCCAGCCUAGAUCAGGCAUCUAUGACCAGUGGGGUGGUCCCCAGCCUAGCACGGGUGUCUGUGACCAGUGGAGUUGCCCCCAGCCUAGCCUGGCCAUCUGUAACAGGUGGGGUGGUCCCCAGCCUAGCCCAGGCAUCUAUGACUGGUGGGGUGGCCCCAAGUCUAGCCCAGGCAUCUAUGACCGGUGGGGUGUCCCCCAGCCUAGCCCAGCCAUCUGUGACUGGUGGGGUGUCCCCCAGCCUAGCCCAGGCAUCUAUGACCGGUGGGGUGGCCCCCAGCCGAGCCCAGACAUCUAUGACCAGUGGGGUGGUUCCCAGCCUAGUCCGGCCAUCAGUGACCGGUGGGGUGUCCCCCAGCCUAGCCCAGGCAUCUGUGACCAGUGGGGUGUCCCCCAGCCUAGCCCAGGCAUCUGUGACCGGUGGGGUGUCCCCCAGCCUAGCCCAGGCAUCUGUGACCGGUGGGGGGUCCCCCAGCCUAGCCCAGGCAUCUAUGACCGGUAGGGUGGCCCCUAGCCGAGCCCAGACAUCUAUGACCGGUGGGGUGGUUCCCAGCCUAGCCCGGCCAUCAGUGACCAGUGUGGUGUCCCCCAGCCUAGCCCAAGCAUCUGUGACCGGUGGGGUGUCCCCCAGCCUAGCCCAGGCAUCUAUGACCGGUGGGGUGUCCCCCAGCCUAGCCCAGGUGUCUGUGACCGGUGGGGUGUCCCCCAGCCUAGCCCAGACAUCUAUGACCAGUGGGGUGUCCCCCAGCCUAGCCCAGGUGUCUGUGACCGGUGGGGUGUCCCCCAGCCUAGCCAAGGCAUCUAUGACCGGUGGGGUGUCCCCCAGCCUAGCCCAGGCAUCUAUGACCAGUGGGGUGGCCCCCAGCCUAGCCCAGGCAUCUAUGACCAGUGGGGUGUCCCCCAGCCUAGCCCAGGUGUCUGUGACCGGUGGGGUGGCCCCCAGCCUAGCCCAGGCAUCUAUGACCAGUGGGGUGUCCCCCAGCCUAGCCCAGGUGUCUGUGACCGGUGGGGUGGUUCCCAGCCUAGCCCGGCCAUCAGUGACCAGUGUGGUGUCCCCCAACCUAGCCCAGGCAUCUAUGACCGGUGUGGUGUCCCCCAACCUAGCCCAGGCAUCUAUGACCGGUGGGGUGUCCCCCAGCCUAGCCCAGGCAUCUGUGAUCGGUAGGGUGUCCCCCAGCCUAGCCCAGACACCUAUGACCGGUAGGGUGUCCCCCAGCCUAGUCCAGGCAUCUAUGACCGGUGGGGUGGCCCCCAGCCUAGCCCAGGCGUCUAUGACCGGUGGGGUGGCCCCCAGCCUAGCCCAGGCAUCUAUGACCGGUGGGGUGGCCCCCAGCCUGGCUCGGACAUCUGUGACCAUUGGGGUGGCCCCCAGCCUAGCCCAGGCAUCUAUGACUGGUGGGGUGGCCCCCAGCUUAGCCCAGGCAUCUAUGACCGGUGGAGUGGCUCCCAGCUUGGCUCAGACAUCUGUGACCGGUGGGGUGGCCCCCAGCCUAGCCCAGGCAUCUGUGACUGGUGGGGUGGUUCCCAGCCUAGCCCGGUCAUCGGUGACCAGUAGGGUGUCCCCCAGCCUAGCCCAGGCAUCUAUGACCCAUGGGGUAGUCCCCAGCCUAGUCCAGGCAUCUAUGACCGGUGGGCUGGCCCCUCGCUUAGCCCGGCCAUCAGUGACCAGUGUGGUGUCCCCCAGCCUAGCCCAGGCGUCUAUGACCGGUGGGGUGUCCCCCAGCCUAACCCAGGCAUCUGUGACCGGUAGGGUGUCCCCCAGCCUACCCCAGGCAUCUGUGACCGGUGGGGUGGCCCCCAGACUUGCCCAGCCAUCCGUGUCCAGUGGGGUAAUGCCCAGCCUAGCUAAGCCAUGUGUGGCCGAUGCGAUGACCCCCAGCUUAACCAAGCCAUCUAUGACUGAUGGGGAGGGUCCCACUAUAGCGCAGCCAUCAGUGACUGGUGGGGUGACCCCCAGCCUAGCCCAAGCACCAGUGGCCUGUGUAGUGGCCCCCAGCCUACACCAGCCAUCAGUGACCAGUGGAGAGGCUCCCAGCCUAGGCCAGUCAUCAGUGGCCUGUGUGGUGGCUCCCAGUCUAGCCCCACCAUCAGGGCCUUGUGUGGUGGUCUCCAGCCUAGGCCCGCCACCUAUGACCGGUGGGGUGGCCCCCAGCCUAGCCCAGUCCUUUGUGGCCAAUCGGGGGCCCCUCAGCCUCUUCCAGCCAUCGGUAAUUGCUGGUACCAAUUGUGCAGCUGGUCAAUCAGGUUGGGCCCCUAAGGUGGGUUCAAAUCUACCCUCAAGGGUGAGUGCAGUGGCCCCCAGUCUGGGUCAUCCGUCAUUGGUCACUGAAGUCCCUUUGAGUUCAUCAUAUUCUUAUGCCGCUAGCAGCACGAGCCGAGACCUGAGCCAGUCACCUGUGGCCACCAGCAUGGCCCCCUGUCAGGAUCCCGUAAUGGUUGAUGGGGUAGCCCCGAACCCCCAGGCCCAUGAGUUCAGCCAGGUGUCGCUAACGUUUCAUCAGCCACUCGGAGUCAGCAGGGGGCACCCAAGCAUCACUGAACAUUCUGCUCUCCCUCUCUCAGCCCCAAAUCUCUUCCAGGCAUCUGGGGCUAGUGGUGAGGACUCUUGUCUAGACCAGGGAACCAAUCCAUGUCCUGGGUCUCUGUUCCCGGGUGUGCCUACAGGCAUCGGUCUGGGCACUAUGGCUGCUGGCAUGUUCCCAAAUAUGUCUCGAGGGACCCUGGCUGCUGGUAUGUUCCUGAGUAUGUCUCCAGGGUCUCUGUCUCCGGGCAUGACAGGGAGUGUGUGCCAGAGAAGUGUGGCGACUGGUAUGGGCCCAAACCAGUUUCAGGAGGCCCGUGGCGUGGAUCCCCGUGCAUCUCUGGCCUCUGGGGCAGGUGCCCCUUUGAUUCAUGAGCAAGCCUCAGAGGUGGGCCCUGGUUUCUCUCGGGCUUCAGUGCCCAACAGACUGGGUACGAGUCCAAUCAAGUUUUCUCAGGCCGACGCAGGCCCUAGCAUGUCUCAGGUCAAUGUUGAUCUUCCAAUAUCUUUGAACCAGCAGCAUCCUUCUGUGGCCACAAUCGUGGCACCCGGUUAUGAACAAGCAAAAGAUUUCAAUCAGGAGCCCGUAGUGGACACAGCUAGUGGCCUGGUACCAGGUUCUGUACCCAGUAGGAUGACCACAGCCAUGGCCCCAGGUACCGUGGCCAGUGGUACGGCCCCCAGCCUUGCCCCAGGGUCUGUGAUCCGGGGCAUGGGCCAGAGCCUGCCUCCGGGGUCUGUGAUCAGUGGUGUGCCUCCCCACCUUCCGCCCGGUUUUGUGGUCAGUGGUGUGCCUCAGAACCUUCCCGAAGGGUCUGUGAUCUAUGGUAUCAGCCACAGCCUUCCCCCAGGAUCUGUGAUCAGCGGCAUGGGCCAGGGUCUUCCUCCAGAUCCCGUGGCCAGUGCUGUGGCCCAGAACUUUCCUCCAGGUUCUGUGGCUAGUGGGAUGCCCCCUAGUCUGAUUGCAACAUCUGGGGCUGGAGGGAAGGGACAAAGCUUUGUAAGACCCUCAUUUAGUUUGACUGUUCCAAACCUGAUCUCGGGUUCAGCGGCGGGUGGCAUGGUCCCGGGUGUAUCUGCCAGGCCUGUGACCUCUAGUGUGGUUCCAGCCAUAGAUUCUGGGGAACUGAAUCAGGGCCUGAUUCUGGAGUCCACGGAUAAUGUAGCUGGCCUGCCAUCCACAGUGGGAAAUGUGGCCCAGAGCCUUCCCCAGGGGUCCAUGUUGAUCGGGAUCACUCCCCGUCCUUACCAUGGAGCCCCGGCUAGGGAAGGGUCUACAGCCCCCUUCCAAGGAUCCCAUGUCACUGGCCUGGCUCAGCUGCAUCCCCAGGCCUUGGAAGCUAGCAGCACAACCAGGAGAGUACACCGGGCGCCCACGGUUCUACAAAGGGCCACCCAGUUGAGCCACGCUCUUGAGAUGAUGUCAUUUGAGACCACAGAUGACCAGGUCAUAAGGAAGCCAGACGACCUGAGCCAGGCUGUGUCCCGGGCGUCCGUAUCCAGCGCGGAGUCCAUGGUCCUUGAUGCAACUCCAUGGAUGCCCCAGAAUCCCCCGUCAGCUGACGUCAGCCACAGCCACAGCCACAGCCAGCAAUUCUUUCCCGAUGUCCAAAGGCCAUUGUUGGAGAUGGUUCCCAGCCAGACCAAGUCUCUGACCAGUGGCAUGGCUCCUGUCCCGCCCCAGUCCCUGAGUUUUGCCAAGCCCUCGAUGGCUGGGAACAUCACCCCAACUCUGCUGCCGAGGUCAGCAACAAGCUGGGGGGCUCCCAGUUCCCACUUUGUGACUGCUAGCACAGCUUCCAGUGUGCACAUAGAGUCUGUCAAGGCUGUUGGGGCCCCCUUGGCUCGACGGGCAUCGGUGGCUCACAUUGUGCCCCAGAGUCCCUCGGUGACUCACGUGGUGCCUCAGGGCCAUCCCCACAAGAUGGGGGCUUCUCCUGUAGCCUCAGCAUCCCCCAAGCUGGCCCAAAGCCGUUCUAGGACCUUCAGUGUUCACCCAGGGUCUGUAGUGGGGGUAGGGACCCCAACCACUUCCCAGAAGUCCGGGACCACCUACAAGGCCUCUCAGGUGCUGUAUCCACCCACGGCUGGUGGGGUGGGAUCUGAUGGCUUCCAGGUAGACGUGGUCCCCAGGGCCCACAAGAAGCCAGCACCUGAGGACCUGGCUCAGAGCAGCCACAAAUCUCUUGGCUCCAGAAAAUCCUAUAGGUCCGUGCAUGAUUAUCUUGUCUCAGACAUGCUAGACAGUAAUGUUGCCAGGGUGGUGCCCCUGUACGACGUGCAGGAGCAGGUCCCCAGGUCCUCUCAGGAGAGUCCCGGGCACGCUGAGAGCACCCCACCAGCCGUUACACCCAUCAUCCGCACCAUGGAUAUGGCCCCCAAUGUGGCUGCCCCUAGGCUGCACCAGGGGUUUCGGAGGGUGUCUCUGGGCUAUGAGUCUUCACCUGACGGUUCCCGGAGGCCCCUUUUUACCCCGGAGUCAACGCCAGGCUCCUGGGAUUUCCAGAGCGCUGUGGUUCCCUCAGGCUGUCGGAGGGUGUCCCUGACUCCCACUGUACUCCAGGGCCCUGUGGACGCUGGCAUAGCUGGUGGCCAAGCGUGGAACUCUGCCGCCAUCCCCAGUGGAGCGGCCGGGCCCACGACCAGCGCCAUGGCCCCUGGCGGUGCGUGGGAUCUGGCCAGGGCUUCGGAGCCCUGGGACACCGUGGGCAGAGAGACAGCAGUGGACUCCAAACAGUCGGGGGAACAGGUGGCGUCGCUGCAGGCUGUGGAGAAGGUCGUCACCCGUGCCGUGGUCACCAUCCAGGCGUGCGCCCGCGGCUACCUCGUGCGCCGAACCAUCAGGGUGUGGCACCAGUGGGCUGUCAUCAUCCAGGCCGCCUGGCGCGGCUACCGUGUGCGGCGGGACUUGGCCCGGCUCUCUCAAGCGGCCACCACCAUCCAGGCCACAUGGCGAGGCUUCCGCGCCCGCCGGAUAGAGACCCAGCUGCAGUUGCUCCCCGGUGGAUGGACCAAGGCGGACGACAGGACCAAGUCCACAUCAGACCACCGCUGUUUCCAGUCCUGCCAGCCGCGCGUCUGUCCCUUCUGCCAGUCCCUGAGCCCCAGCCUGGGGAGCCCGCCCAGCGUGGUGAUGCUCGUGGGCUCCAGCCCCCGCACCUGCCACAUGUGCGGCCACACCCUGCCCACUCGGGUGGUGCACGGCAUGGGUCGGGGCUCCAGGGUCCAGGCCAGCAUGCCAGGGGGCUGCGACUCCCCAAUGGCCUCCCAGAGCUCCCAACAGUCCCAUCUCCAGAAUAAGGCAGCCACGACCAUCCAGUCAGCCUGGAGGGGCUUUGCCGUGCGCCGCCAGCUGAGGCAGCAGCAGAUGGCCGCGAAGAUGCUUCAGGCCAACUGGCGCGGCCACCACACCCGGGUCGGUCUCACUCCAGAUGCACUUUUGGGAGCAGCAGCGUGGGACAACCCAGAGGACAUGCAGUGGCCGGGCGUCUAGGACAUUGGCUGGCUGGUGGGCGGCAGGGGGACGCCCAGGGAGGGGCAGUGUGGCUCUCUGGGUCUAACGAAUAAAACCCUCCACAGCCUGGA
Mustela erminea (ermine) is the source of this 13375-nucleotide messenger RNA. RefSeq names its product IQ motif containing N (gene IQCN). The record is from RefSeq and is a predicted model, not a curated record. The coding region runs from base 921 to 13283 and encodes 4120 amino acids. The transcript has 7 exons. Gene Ontology annotation, molecular function: protein binding. NCBI's taxonomy places the organism in Eukaryota, Metazoa, Chordata, Mammalia, Carnivora, Mustelidae.